GUGUUGUCGUCUGAGUACUUUGUAUGAGAAAUUAAGCUAUAAGAAUUGGUGGGUGAAAAAUCUUGGGAGGUUAUAACAUCGGAAUCAGAUUCCUAGGAAAUCCGAUUAGAUUUUUUUUUUGGAUGCUACUUUGCAUAUAUUGGUUCGAAUGACAGGUGGCUAAAUUAUUUUGUCCUGACCGUUGGAGCAGCCAGAGCGUCAGUAUCAAGUGAAAUAUGGCUUACUUCCGAGCAUUCUGGAACAGUCCAGUUGGUCCAAAAACAACACACUUCUGGGGACCUGUUGCCAACCUUGGAUUUGUGGUUGCAGGGUUGGCAGACAUGAAUAAACCUCCUCAAAUGAUCUCUGCCAACGUGACAUCAGUAAUGUGCAUAUACUCUGCACUGUAUAUGAGAUUUGCAUGGAUGGUGAGACCACGCAACUAUCUGCUGCUUGCUUGUCAUGCUUCCAAUGAGACUGUCCAACUCUACCAAUUCUGCCGCUGGGCAAACGCCAGGGGGUACUCGUCAGAGAAGGAGGAUGAAGCUGUCUCGAAGCAAACUGAUGCUGAUUUUGCACGUAAUCAAUAGAAUAUUAACUGAUCGUUCAAAACUCAUUCCACACCACCGUUAGACGGAACCAACAUCUUUUGUGU
Neltuma alba is the source of this 634-nucleotide messenger RNA. Its product is annotated as mitochondrial pyruvate carrier 1-like. Bases 216 to 569 code for a protein of 117 amino acids. The record is from RefSeq and is a predicted model, not a curated record. NCBI's taxonomy places the organism in Eukaryota, Viridiplantae, Streptophyta, Magnoliopsida, Fabales, Fabaceae. The transcript has 4 exons. Gene Ontology annotation, cellular component: mitochondrial inner membrane. Gene Ontology annotation, biological process: pyruvate import into mitochondria.